AGCUUUCAUCAUAGAAGUUAUAUAAAGUUAAAUAAACAGUGGUUUCGUUAAGCUAAUUGUUUACUAACGCUAUUUUUACUGACGUCUCCUCUGCACAAAAUACCUUUUUAUUGGGUCUAAAUAUAGAUUUUGCCUGGUUUAGUUAAAUCAAGCCAUUCGAAGACAGUAUGCCAGAGGACUUGCAUGCAGUAGGUUUUGAAGUUCACCUUUUACCCUGAAGUGAGAGGCUUGUGCUAGUUAGAAAAAUCAAUACGAAUACGAAUAUAUAACUAUUGACAAAUAGAUAACAGAGAAAUGUUUUAAUAAAAGUGGUUGAGGAUGAGACCCCGCAUAUCUCCCAUGCUGUCCCUCUCUCUUCCCCUCUGUUGUAUGCUGCCCCUGGUAUCUGGUACUCGCUGCUAUAUUCAACCUAUACCUGAUAAACGCUUUUCCGUAGAGUGUGGUGAAUCUUCCUCCUGUAUUAAGAUAUCCCAGCCACCCUACCUCUUUAAUCAGUAUGGAGAGUUUCUGGCUCCUGACAGGCGUCCAGGAUUCUCAACUCUUUUCAGAGGCUGUUUUGUAAUUGAUAUGCACAUGGAUUUGUGCUUUACCUCUAAAGAUGGACUAGAAUACUGUUGGUGCUCCUCUAAAGAUCUGUGUAACGAUGCCACAAUAUCACGAUCAUUCCUCCACCUCUUCAGUGCACUUCUCCUUAGUAUUAUGUUUAUAUAAAGAUGAAAACAAUGGAAAAUUUCUAUACAAUGUCAUGUACCGUGUCUUACAAUGUUUAAAACCAUUGCAUGUAUGUAUACCGAAAAUAAAUAUCUAUAU
Molecule: messenger RNA, 810 nt
Organism: Eurytemora carolleeae
Lineage: Eukaryota; Metazoa; Arthropoda; Copepoda; Calanoida; Temoridae
Exons: 6
Coding region: 319-711 (130 amino acids)
Source: RefSeq, a predicted model, not a curated record